AUGGUAAUUAAAAUGAUUUCUUUUCUGCUGGUGUCAGUUCUUCUGUGCUUGGUCGGGGCUUCUGACUCGGAAUCCAUGCAAGUCCAAGUACUCCAGGAUCUCAAUUUGGCUCUCCAAACGGAGCUCAAUGUGUUCAUCGAUUUUGAGUGCUGCGCCACCUCAGAGAUACUCCACAAAUUGGACUCGCCGAGAAUUUUACUCUCCUCCAACUCGAGGGAAGCUAGAGAUCUUAGAAUUCGGGGAAACUUCACAGAGAGUACCCUUAUCAUAGUAAGUGUAAUGGAUUCAGAUCUGAAUCCACUGGUUGCCAGUCUUCUGCCACGCUUGUUGGACGAGCUCCAUGAGCUGCACAUAGUGUUCCUGAGCAAUGAGGAACCAGGAUUUCCGAAACAGGACCUCUACACCUACUGCUUCAAGGAGGGAUUCGUAAAUGUAAUUCUGAUGAGCGGAAAGGGCCUCUACAGCUACCUACCGUAUCCUAGCAUUCAACCGAUCAGCCUAUCAAAUGUGUCCGAGUAUUUCGAUCGCGCAAGGAUAAUUCGAAACUUUCAAGGCUUUCCUGUCCGCAUACUUCGAAGCACAUUAGCUCCUCGGGACUUUGAGUACUCCAACGAACAGGGUGGCUUGGUGCGAGCAGGAUAUUUGUUCACAGCGGUCAAGGAGCUGACUUAUCGCUAUAACGCCACCAUCGAGAGUGUACCCAUACCCGAUCUGCCGGAAUAUGAUGUAUACUUGGCCGUUGCUGAAAUGCUACAUACAAAAAAGAUCGACAUUGUUUGCUACUUCAAAGAUUUCAGCUUGGAAGUGGCCUACACAGCACCACUUUCGAUUAUCCGCGAGUACUUCAUGGCUCCCCACGCCCGUCCGAUUUCCAGUUAUCUGUACUACUCCAAGCCCUUCGGCUGGACCCUUUGGGCGGUCGUGAUUUCGACUGUCUUGUACGGAACCGUAAUGCUGCAUCUGGCUGCGCGAGGAGCACGAGUCGAGAUUGGAAAGUGCUUGCUGUACAGCCUCAGCCACAUCCUAUACAACUGCCACCAGAAAAUCAGAGUUGCUGGCUGGAGGGACGUGGCCAUCCAUGGCAUUCUAACGAUCGGAGGCUUUAUACUGACCAACGUCUACUUGGCCACGCUCUCCAGCAUCCUCACAUCCGGGCUGUACGACGAGGAGUACAACACUCUGGAGGAUCUGGCCAGGGCUCCCUACCCCAGUCUGCACGACGAGUACUACAGAAGUCAGAUGAAGGCGAAAACCUUCCUGCCCGAACGGCUCCGCAGGAACAGCUUGAGCUUGAACGCCACCCUGCUAAAGGCGUACCGGGAUGGGCUCAAUCAGAGCUACAUAUACAUAUUGUACGAGGACCGCCUGGAGCUGAUCCUGAUGCAGCAGUACCUGCUGAAGACGCCGCGCUUCAACAUGAUUCGCCAGGCCGUGGGUUUUACCCUCGAAUCCUACUGCGUGUCCAACAGUCUGCCGUACUUGGCGAUGACCAGUGAGUUCAUGAGGCGCCUGCAGGAGCACGGGAUCAGCAUCAAAAUGAAGGCGGACACUUUCCGGGAGCUCAUCCAUCAGGGAAUCUAUACCUUGAUGCGCGAUGAUGAGCCGCCGGCUAAGGCAUUCGACCUGGACUACUACUUUUUCGCAUUUGUUUUGUGAACUGUGGGACUGAUUUCGUCUCUUCUCGUUUUUUUCGCGGAACUCGUAAGUGGGCACCUUUAA
Messenger RNA from Drosophila melanogaster (fruit fly), 1719 nucleotides. RefSeq names its product ionotropic receptor 60e (gene Ir60e). The record is from RefSeq and is marked reviewed. The annotation marks the transcript as partial. The transcript has a single exon. Gene Ontology annotation, cellular component: plasma membrane. Lineage: Eukaryota; Metazoa; Arthropoda; Insecta; Diptera; Drosophilidae. Gene Ontology annotation, biological process: detection of chemical stimulus involved in sensory perception; monoatomic ion transmembrane transport.